Nicotiana attenuata is the source of this 581-nucleotide messenger RNA. RefSeq names its product monothiol glutaredoxin-S1-like. The record is from RefSeq and is a predicted model, not a curated record. The transcript has a single exon. The coding region runs from base 119 to 430 and encodes 103 amino acids. Lineage: Eukaryota; Viridiplantae; Streptophyta; Magnoliopsida; Solanales; Solanaceae.
UACAAUAUCCAUAGUUACAUUUCGAGAUACAAAAGAUAACAUAUCUUCCUUUCUCUUCAACUCAUCAAGAAAACAUUAGCAAACCAUUAAUUUUAAGUCAUCUUUUUGAACUUUGAAUAUGGAAAAAGUGAUGAAGUUGGGAGCAGAAAGUCCAGUGGUGAUUUUCAGCAUGAGUAGUUGUUGCAUCUCUCACAGCAUCGAAACCCUAAUUCGUAGUUUCGGUGCAAACCCCACAGUUUACGAGCUUGAUGAAAUUCCAAAUGGGAGGGAAAUGGAGAAAGCAUUGGUUGAAUUAGGGUGUAAGCCUAGUGUGCCAGCAGUGUUCAUUGGAAAAGAAUUGGUUGGUGGUUCUAAUGAGAUUAUGAGCCUUAAUUUGAGGGGCAAUAAGCUCAAGCAAUUGCUCAUAAGGGCUAAUGCAAUUUGGGUAUGAAAAAUACAAUAGUUUACAUGUGAGUUUAGAAAAAUAGAUAUAUGUCUAGCUAGUUAUUGAGUAUUUAAUCAACUGGUAGUUGUUGUUGUUCUCUUCUCUCCCAUUGAUUUAUACUUUAUGUACUUGUACACUGAUUUUGAGUAAUAAUAUA